Molecule: messenger RNA, 3111 nt
Organism: Podarcis muralis (Common wall lizard)
Lineage: Eukaryota; Metazoa; Chordata; Lepidosauria; Squamata; Lacertidae
Gene: SH2D1B
Product: SH2 domain containing 1B
Biological process (GO): regulation of signal transduction; regulation of immune response
Source: RefSeq, a predicted model, not a curated record
AACUCAGCAAGGGAGUUGUACAUGCCUGCUCCUGGGGGGACAUUCCAAUAUAUCUGCAUUACAGAAUAAUGUAUCAAACAAUGAUAAUUUUGUAUAGAACAGUCCUGAUAUUCUGACAGGGACAGGGGGCAGUGGUAACUGUUUGAGUGACAUUUUGUGUUACAAAGGAUCACGAACAAGCAGGCUUUCUGAGCAAGGAAGGCAAUUUGCCGGAUCGUUUCAGCAUGAAAAACUGAUGUGACAGGCUUUUGCUUAUUUUUCACCAAGCAGUAAAAUAACUCCCGGCUUCAGCUUCAUGCAGGUGCACAGCAUGGAGUAAAACAGGCAAGGAUGAACUCUAAGAGCUUAAUCAGACUCUCAGAGGGGAACAGGAAACUAUAUGUUGACAGCUCAGUGAUGGAAAUGGCUUUAGCAACUACGCUGGCAGACGGGAGGCUUUCUCUUUGCAAAACCACUUCACUCACACAUGCACACAAAAACAAUGCCAGUUUCAUAACCUCAAGAUCCCUGGUGUCAGGUUGACUAGCAGUUGCUGCCAGAAAGUUGACUUGAGUAGAACCUGGCUACUUGUCAUCUUUGGCCUCUGUGACCUGAUCCACUCCACCCUCGCAAGGGAGGCAACUAGGCCUUUUCCUUUGGCUGGCUGGCUACUCAUUUAGAAAUACCUCUGUGGUCAGGAAAGCAGGCCAAGAUAUUACUUGGAGGGCAGUUGCAUUGCUUUUUCAUGCCUUUUCGCUCUCUCUUGUUUGCAGUUUGCACAAGAAGUGUGCAUGCACACGAAAGUUCAUACCAAUAACAAACUUAGUUGGUCUCUCAGGUGCUACUGGAAGGAAUUUUUUUAUUUUGUUUCGACUACGGCAGACCAACACAGCUACCUACCUGUAUCUGUAAUUUUUGUAUUUUUAAUUUCCUAUUUUAAAUUAGUACUAGCUGCUGCAAGAGUCAGUUACUUGGCAGGAUACAAAUUUUGCAAUAAAUAAAACUGAAUGUUAACAUUGUCAUGAAAUUUUAUUUUAAGCUAAUUUGGAGCUGGAGUUGGAGGGGGCAAAGUAUCUGCAAGCAUUUUGAAGAAAGCUGCAUGAAUUGUGGUAAAUUUCAAAGCUGGAACAUGUGCAGUGGGCAACCAAGAUUAGAAAAGAUCUGGAAACUAAGCCUUGUGGGAAGUGUUUGGAGGAGAUGGGCAUGUUUAGCCUUGAAAAGAGGAAAUUCAGAGGUGAUACGAUAGCCAUUUUCAAAUAUCUAAAGGGAUAUCACAUGGAAGAUGGAGCAAGCUUGUUUCUGCUGUUCUAGAAGGGAGGACACAAACUGUGAAGCAGUUUUCAGGUAAUUGGAUCUCCUGUGUUUUGAAUAUCACAUGUAAGAGUUUGCUGUGGAACAGUUGUCCUUCCUUGGACCAAAGUAUCACAAACCAAUUGCCAUGUAAACUAUUCCAGUUGCUUGACUGGAUUGUACUUGCAAGACAAAACCAAUGACCCUUGUUCACUUUGCCAAAGACUUGUAUCUAGCCCCUUCCAUUUCUGACAGAUGAUCAUACUAUUUGUUGGGUGCGCGCGCACACACAAAAUCCUUUUGAAUAAGCAUAUCUUUGUGUAGCUCAUAAUCACCUUAAUCAUGCUGACAAAAGAUUAUAAAUAUAUGUCAAGAAAUGAUUCAAUCUUCACUUUUCUCCCCCACAACCAACCACUAAGAAACCCAGUAAAGUUCUUUGUUUAAAGAGCUCUGGUGACGACUAAUCCAUUUAUCAGUUUUACAUUUCCUGUGCUGUUUCCUAGGUUUUGCAUAGGGGAAAAAACAAUCACGUUGUUGAACUGAAACAACACAGUUGAAAGCCUUUCAUAAAGGCGCUGUGCCAGUUUCAACAUCUGUGCUCAACAGGUUGGCUUUGGUUAGGUAAAGAACAGGUCCUCUUUUUGAUCUAAAUCUUUAAUAAUUGAUCUGAAAACAUUUUCAUAGGUAAAUGGAACUGCAGUAUUUCCACGGAACUAUAACUAAAGACGACUGUGAAAAAUUACUGAGCAAAACAGGAAAAAAUGGGAGCUUUUUAAUACGAAACAGUGAGAGUAUUCCAGGAGUCUUGUGCCUUUGUGUUUUCUAUGAACAGAUUAUCUACACUUACCGAAUCUUCAGGAAACAUAAUGGACACUUUAUGAUGCAGACUUCUGAGGGUGCUCCAAAACAGGACUUCAGAACUUUAAAGGAUUUAAUUGCUACUUAUGAGAAACCAAAUCAAGGGCUAGUAAGCAACCUGCGCUAUCCAGUAAAUAGACCUACAACAUCCCAAAGAUCUCAGACCGUCUACGUCACUAAAGGUGAAGCAUAUUUGAUUCCUGAAAAUGAAGAUGCUGAGGAUUAUCUUGAAGUCUUACCUGAGUGAUUGGCUGAAGGACCAUUUCUCAUGGCUUGCUUCAUCUCUCAACACAGACACUAGUCUUGAGUGGGUCACACUCUUGCUAACUGGAUAGUCCAUUUGACUGGAUUUUGUUUUCAUUUGUGCUCUAGAUAGUACUGCCCACAUGGUUAUCUCUUGCUUACUUGGCUCUUGCUCCAGCAAAAAACCCAACACUCUUCCUUUUCCUUCCUGUAUUCGUGGUACCUAUACCUGCCCACUUAAAUGACCACUUCAUAGACCUGAUAAAAUGGAAACUGAGCUGCAAAACUUAUGCCACUAUAAAAGCUGCAGUACAUUUUAAGAGAAGCAAGUUUAAUAGCAUCCCGUACAUCAGGCAUGGCCAAACUUGGCCCUCCAGAUGUUUUGGGACUCCAACUCCAAUCAUCCCUAGCUAACAGGACCAAUGGUCAAGGAUGAUGGGAAUUGUAGUCCCAAAACAUCUGGAGGGCCAAGUUUGACCAUGCCUGCCCUACAUGGAGUCAAGUUUGAACUUGCUACAUCAAUGAUGAACUGGACUAUAGACCAGAAAAGCUUAUUCUGUAAGAAUUUUUAGUUUUUAAUCUUUAGUUGUUUCCUUCAUUCAACUUUGUGAAUAGUCAUGAACACAAGUGUUGGCUGAUUUUAUUUUUUAAAUUUUCACUUAUUUAUUUUGGCAAUUCGCAACUAGCAUCGGUAGCAGCAUGUUGAACAGAGUAAUGCUAAACAUAAAGGUAAAGGUAAGG